AUGACUAGAAACUGGAAGAAGGCAUUGUUGAAAGCAUUGUGCUACUGGUAUGGUCUGGUGGCCGCUUCUCCUUCUUUUGUUACCGCGGCGUCAGCGGCCAAAUUGACACCGUUCGUACCGUUGUUUCUCGGAGCUGUCACGAGGGGCGAUUGUCCCCUGUCUGUCUCCUUCUUCGAUGGAAGGCCGGGCGAAGAUCGCGAGGCCAUGGUCAAGCCUCAAAAUCAAAAGCUGUUACGAUGCCGGAUCCAACGGCCUGGUACGAGUCGAGUCCUAGAAGAAGGGUAG
Molecule: messenger RNA, 285 nt
Organism: Sporothrix schenckii 1099-18
Lineage: Eukaryota; Fungi; Ascomycota; Sordariomycetes; Ophiostomatales; Ophiostomataceae
Exons: 1
Coding region: 1-285 (94 amino acids)
Source: RefSeq, a predicted model, not a curated record